UAUAUAUAGCGUUGAGUAUUGGCAUUUGUGAAGCCGGGAGGAGCGAGCACCUGCUGCAAAAAGUAGUACUCAAUACUUAUGUUUAUUUGUGUGCCGCUGUUUUAGUUGCGUGUGUGUGUAUAUACGACGCCUGUGGCUUUUUGAAACCCUGGAGAUUAUUUUAAACAUUUCAAACGUAACGGAUGACACACACACACACACAUAUACACACACUCGCGCGCGCGCGCAGACACCAGGAUUAUUUCUUGUGCGAUUUCCGUCUUCAUGUCUUGUUACCAAAUUCUUCAAACACACACACACACACAGUCACAGACGCAUGCUUCUUCCCCAAACGAAGUCCUUGUAGUUCUUCUUUGUUCUGAUGAUUGUCAUAAUUAAAUUAAAUCUAAUUGCUGAUUAAAAAUAUAUAUAUAUAUUUAUUUAUAAAACAAAAAAAACAAACUGUCCAAAACCAUGACUGGGAAUAUGUUAAAAUUUGGUCGUCCUGUAGGUAUGAAUGGAACGCAUUCACCUCUCGGUCUGAACGGCCGCACUCCAUCACCUCCUGGCUCAAUGCCCAAUGCAGUAUCAACACAACAGCUGCCACCUGCGUGUGGCGCCCGGCAACUGAGCAAGUUAAAACGGUUCCUGACCACGCUACAGCAGUUUGGUUCAGACAUCUCUCCCGACAUCGGGGAGCGUGUACGGACGUUAGUCCUCGGUCUUGUGAAUUCCCAUUUGUCCAUUGAAGAGUUCCAUGCCAAACUGCAGGAGGCUACCAACUUCCCACUUCGACCAUUCGUUAUUCCAUUUCUCAAGGCCAACUUACCUCUGCUCCAAAGGGAACUCCUACACUGUGCCCGCAUGGCCAAACAGACCCCCCAGCAGUACCUCGCACAGAACGAACACAUCCUCUUCGAUACGUCCAACUCCCCCGUUGAGUCACAUGACUCACUGUCUUCAGAGUUCAACGAGAAUGGCAAACGAAGAUCACCUGACAGACCAACGAAGGAGAACGGCAGCGACAGUCACAUGGAUACGCUCCACUCGGCAAAGCGCCACCCAAGCAUGAGCCCCCUGGGCAACAACCGUAUCAGUCCAAACGGCAUGGUGAACCUGAACUCUGGUGGACCUAUCCGCCUCGGAGACAUCAGUCUGUCGAGGGAACUGCGAGAGCGUGAACGGUUGGAACAGGAAAGGAUAGAAAGGGAACGAGCCGAGCGUGACAGGGAGCGAGAUAGGGAUCGACACUAUCCAAGUUACAGUUUCUCUCGGAAUGAUCCCUUUGACCCUCCUUUUGACCGACUGGACGAUAACUGGAAACAUGUGGAGACGGUAGGUUGAUCUCUUCACUCCUCU
Messenger RNA from Octopus sinensis (East Asian common octopus), 1338 nucleotides. Its product is annotated as protein CBFA2T3. Gene Ontology annotation, biological process: DNA-templated transcription; negative regulation of DNA-templated transcription. Gene Ontology annotation, cellular component: nucleus. Gene Ontology annotation, molecular function: transcription corepressor activity. NCBI's taxonomy places the organism in Eukaryota, Metazoa, Mollusca, Cephalopoda, Octopoda, Octopodidae. The transcript has 6 exons. The record is from RefSeq and is a predicted model, not a curated record. The coding region runs from base 454 to 1323 and encodes 289 amino acids.